Messenger RNA from Melanotaenia boesemani (Boeseman's rainbowfish), 1465 nucleotides. RefSeq names its product bestrophin 4 (gene best4). The transcript is spliced from 9 exons. The coding region runs from base 1 to 1368 and encodes 455 amino acids. Gene Ontology annotation, molecular function: chloride channel activity. The record is from RefSeq and is a predicted model, not a curated record. NCBI's taxonomy places the organism in Eukaryota, Metazoa, Chordata, Actinopteri, Atheriniformes, Melanotaeniidae.
AUGACAAUUUCCUACUCUCUUGAAGUAGCCAAUGCAAGGUUUUGUGGCUUCUCCAAGCUCCUGUUUUUGUGGAAGGGAAGCAUCUACAAGCUGUUGUAUAAAGAGUUCCUGCUUUUUUGUGGAGUUUACUUUUUUUUCAGUGUUUUUUACAGGUUUCUCCUCACAUCAAGGCAGCAGGACCUGUUUGAGCGCAUUGCCCUGUACUGCGAUCAGUUCACCAAUGCCAACUUCAUCCCUGUAUUAUUUGUUCUUGGUUUCUAUGUGACCCUGGCCUUUAACCGGUGGUGGGGUCAGUACACCAGCUUCCCACUGCCUGACAACUUGAUGAUGGUGGUGUCUGGGAACGUCCAUGGAGCAGACGAGAGGGGUCGUCUGCUGCGACGAACCCUCAUGAGAUACGCCAACUUAUCUUCAGUCCUUAUUCUGCGCUCCAUCAGCACAAGAGUUCUCAAGCGUUUCCCAACUUUGGAGCACAUUGUGGAGGCUGGAUUUAUGACAACACAAGAACUGAAAAAGUUUGAGUCCCUGCACUCUGAUUUCAACAAGUACUGGAUGCCUCUGACUUGGUUCUCAAACCUGGCGUCCAGAGCCAGAGAGGAGGGCCGAGUGAGGGACGACAUUGCCCUGAGGCUGCUGAUGGACGAGCUCAAUAACUACAGAGCCAAAUGCAGCCUGCUGUUCCACUAUGACUGGAUCAGCAUCCCUCUGGUCUACACUCAGGUGGUAACUAUCGCAGUUUACUCGUAUUUUGCCUUUUGUGUUAUUGGCCGACAAUUUCUGAACCCAGAAAAAGGGUACAAUGGCCACAAACUGGACAUGUACAUACCUGUUUUCACCCUGCUGCAGUUCUUCUUCUACGCUGGCUGGCUCAAGGUGGGAGAGCUGAUCAUCAACCCAUUUGGCGAAGAUGAUGAUGACUUUGAAACCAACCAGCUGAUUGACAGAAACAUUCAGGUAUCAAUGCUGGCUGUGGACGACAUGUAUCAAAACCUGGCUCCAAUUGAGAAGGACAAGUACUGGACGCAAAGCCGCUUCUCCAUACCUUACACACUGUCAACAGCAGCAGAGACCCUCAGACCCGCUUUCAAAGGUUCCACCUUCGACAUGAGAAUGAGUGCUGAAGAUCUUGAGAUCCACCAGCCAACAGAUGCACCUGUAAACAGACAGUAUUUACCCCUUCAGGGCUCCCUGAUUAAUGGGUUGGAUGGUCUCCUGCAAAAGGGUAAAGGCAUCCUGCGCAGUGGAAGCCUCCCUUAUCUGAUGGACAUCUUGUCCCACCCAAAUGAGGAAGAUGAAGCUGAUGGAGGUGACACAGAUGUCACUGGUCACAAAAAGCAAGAGAGUAUUGCUAUUGCAGUGGAACACUGAGAAAUGUUCAUACUUACUGGGAUAUUUUGAAAGUAUUCACAUAUAAGAUCAGACAAAUAUUUAAAAUAAAAGUUUUCACAAGACACAGGAAAUUAAU